AUGUCUACACCACAAACCGACGCCGAAUGGGCGACGCUGAUCUCCGGCAUCCAACAAUCCCUCCCAACGACCUUCCCUUCAUAUGACAUUUCAUCUGAAAUCAAUCGUACCAUAGACCACACUCAGCUAGCCUUGACAGCAACGGAGCAACAGAUCGACGACCUCUGUCAGGAAGCCAUCCAGCACCAAUUCGCGACAGUCUGCGUGCGACUGAACCAUGUGUCUCGAGCAGUCCAGAACCUGAAAGAACAUCCAGCCGUCGGAGUAGCCUGUGUUGUUGGAUUUCACGAGGGAACUUACAAGACGGACGAAAAGACAGCGGAAGCGAAGGAGGCAGUAAAUCUGGGAGCGUCUGAGCUCGACAUGGUGCUCAACUACCCUCUUCUACAAGAGGGGAAGUUCAAGGAUGUCUAUGCGGACGUGCUGGAAGUGCGCAAAGCAGCCCCGACACCCGUUGGAUUGAAAGUCAUCUUGGAGACGUCUCAGUUGACUCGCGAGCAGAUCAUAGCGGGCUCGGUGCUGGCGUGUGUAGCUGGAGCGGAUUACAUCAAGACUAGUACUGGGUUCAAUGGGCCCGGAGCGAGCUUGGAGAACGUUGCUCUUAUGCGAGAGACGGCCAAUCUGGUUGGAAAGGGCACCAAGGUCAAGGCCAGUGGAGGAGUACGGUCAGCAGAGGACUGUCGCAAGAUGUUGCAAGCAGGAGCAGCGCGUAUUGGGAGCAGUUCGGGGGUGAAGAUUAUGCAGGAGGAGAAGACGGGAAUUGCUAGUGGUGGUAGUGGUAGUGGUUACUGA
This is a messenger RNA of Aspergillus luchuensis, 792 nucleotides long. RefSeq names its product 2-deoxyribose-5-phosphate aldolase. Lineage: Eukaryota; Fungi; Ascomycota; Eurotiomycetes; Eurotiales; Aspergillaceae. The coding region runs from base 1 to 792 and encodes 263 amino acids. Gene Ontology annotation, cellular component: cytoplasm. The transcript has a single exon. Gene Ontology annotation, biological process: carbohydrate catabolic process; deoxyribonucleotide catabolic process. Gene Ontology annotation, molecular function: deoxyribose-phosphate aldolase activity. The record is from RefSeq and is a predicted model, not a curated record.